Molecule: messenger RNA, 936 nt
Organism: Portunus trituberculatus (swimming crab)
Lineage: Eukaryota; Metazoa; Arthropoda; Malacostraca; Decapoda; Portunidae
Exons: 6
Coding region: 25-855 (276 amino acids)
Source: RefSeq, a predicted model, not a curated record
GUUGUUGUAGCGGUGGUGGUGGCGAUGGUGGUGGUGCGAUUUAACCAGUCUCUACUUCACCCCCUCCUCCUCCCCCUCCUCCUCCUCCUCCACGGCCCAGGGGGAGGUUUUGGGGAGAUUAGCACCUUCUUCGACCCUGGGGAGGACCGCACCCUUGAGCUCUACCCUGGGGAGGAUUUACAGGGGGAGCCACAAAUCUUCCACUGGGGCGCUGAAAAUAUUACGGGAACAUUUGAAAGUGUUCGACAAAGCGGGAUCUGGCUUGUGUACGGCGAGGCAGGUUACAGAGGCGAAAAUGUGACAGCCCUGUUUGGUGAAGACGUGCUUUUCAACAUUCAACAUUCCGUGGGGUCGGUUCGUUAUGCUGGCAACACUCGCUCUAAAGUGUUCCCCUCUCUCCAUUUGUAUGAAGAUAGUUGGUACAGAGGAAGAGAAUACGUAGUGGAGGCUGGACCAGAUGAGGGUGAUCUUGUUCUCAUUCCUAACUUUCGGGACUUUGGCAUACGCGCGCGGUCCAUCAUAGGUGUGGGCGCCGACUGGACCGUAUUCAGCGGUCCUAACUUCCACGGUCCUAACUGCACGUGCCUCAAAUCAACGCACUUUUCAAUGUCAAGUUACGAUGGAGAUGACGCGAUGAUGAGAGCUUUCUUCCACCCCGACACACACGCACACGCACGCACACACGCACACGCACACACACACACACACACGCACACACACGCAGACACACUCUUUGAAGUUGGUAGCGCCAUUCUGGGGUGCGAAGUGCCUAUGAAGAAGUUAUGUGCCAAGGUGCCAUGGAAGGUGUGGGCGCCAGAGUGUCCUGUUAUGUCGCGCGGGGUGAGUGUGUGUUAGUGGUGGUGGUGGUGGUGGUGGUGGUGGUGGUGAUGGUCUACUACUACUACUACUACUAAUAAUAAUAAUAAUAAUAAUAAU